UUCUCGCAUCUACUGCCGCUGUCUUUAGUGGAUAUCGUCACCUUCCAGAUAGCCGCAGCUCGAUACUAUUUGGGUUAUUCCGGCCAUCGCGCCGAGGUUGGGUUCGGCCAUCGAGCCGAGGUUGUUCCGGCCAUUGAGUCGUUGGGUUUCACUCUGUGUAUCUCUUAUGAUUACGAGCUAUCUGUGUUAUCCGGCCUGCGUGCCGCGUAUCGGCCUACGAGCCAUUAUGUCUCGGCCUACAUGUCGCUUUUCGGAUCCGGGACCACGACGACUUGAUCAUUAGCUCGACCAGCUCAUCCAUCCAUCCGAGGGCGCCCCCCUGGGCCAGGGUACGUUCUCGUACCUUUUCUGCAUUCAGUUAAUUAUGCUAUAUUAUUAUGCGGUUAUUUAUAUGUCUGUGGGAUUCGCCUCGAGCACCGAGGUACCAGAGACCGGGGGCGACCCGGUCGCUGGAUACAGGUACAGUUGACCGGAGGAGGACUUCUGACGAUCUGGUCAACGUAGAGGACAGAUCAUCGACCGGGUCAUGGGGAUGCGGUCAACCUUCCAGACACGUCACACCGGCAGGGAGAGGAGAGGUGCCAUCACCUCCCAAUUGCUCAGCCAUGGCAGAGUUAAGGGUGUCCAAGAAGCACCACAAGCACGUCAACAGCCCCUUCCCUUGCACCCCUAACUGCCUGCCUUUCAUCCAUGGAAGGCUCUCCUUCAAUCCUUGCGUGCUUUUGCGAGACCAGAGUUUCUGUAUCGGGGAUGAUUUCCAGCUUUUCUGGAGUACUAAAAAUGGCGGCCAUCUUUCCAUCUCGCACCGAUCUCAGUGGAGCAGAAGCGUAUGGUCUACAGUCCGUGGGAAGGCCUUUGUUUCGGCCGCAGCAGUUCAAACUCAUGCCGAGGAAAGCAGAGGUUCCUUUGCUAUCCAUGACGGCGACGCUCACUUCAUCUGCAAGCACCAAACAGUAGAAGCAAUAAGAGUCGUCUGUGAGGCAGAUUUUCAAAAGAAGGCUAACGAUUUUGAUCCCUUAUUUGGGUUCCCAACUCCUGAGUUGCUCGAGAAAUCCCAAUCCCCCAUUCUGAUGAUCACAGGAAGGGUCUUCAGCCAGAAGACCAACUCAAUUGCUAAGAAGAACUCGGGGAAGAAAAGCUUCAAAUUCGGUCGUUCCAGGAAAUCUUCACUUACUGCAAGGUACUGGCUUCUGUUUGAGCAGAAGAGUAAGAAUCAAAUUGGAUUUCAUCUGAAGUUUGGUGAAUACGAUAAGAAAUGCUGCCCCGGCAUCAUGUACAGAGCAAGUACAAAGAUCUCCAGGUGGAAAUUAAUUCGAACGAGGCGCCCGUGGCACGCCUGCACGUCAAGUAAUAAAAGUUUUGUUGCACUCGCAUCGCAUGAUGAACAAGAGGGAAAGAAGGGGGUGACUACGGAGUUCAACAAAGUUUUUAUCACACAUGCAAGCGAUGAACAUGAGAGAUUUUACGGGUUUGGGGAGCAGUUUUCCCGCGUUGAGUUCAAAGGAAAGAGGGUGCCCAUACUCGUGCAAGAGCAAGGCAUCGGAAGAGGAGACCAACCCAUCACCUUUGCUGCCAAUUUGGUCAGUUACAGAUCUGGAGGUGACUGGAGUACGACAUACGCCCCUUCUCCAUUCUACAUCACCUCGAGAAUGAAAUCCCUCUACCUUGAAGGGUACAAUUAUUCAGUUUUUGAUCUAACAAAGCCUGACAGGGUACAGAUUCAGGUACAUGGCGAUUCUGCUCAGGGGAGAAUAUUGAAUGGGAAUUCACCUGUUGAACUCAUUGAGCUUUACACAGAGGCCAUAGGAAGACCUCCUGUACUUCCAAACUGGAUUAUUUCAGGGGCUGUCGUUGGGAUACAGGGAGGUACUGAAGCUGUCCGCAGGGUGUGGGAUCAAUUGCAAGAAUACGAUGUUCCUGUUUCAGCAUUUUGGUUGCAGGAUUGGGUUGGCAAGAGGGAAACUGUAAUUGGAUCACAACUUUGGUGGAAUUGGGAAGUUGAUGAAAGCCAUUAUGUCGGAUGGAGAGUGCUAAUCGAUGAUCUUCUUGCUCAUGAUGUUAGAGUGAUGGCAUACUGCAAUCCUUGCCUUGUUCAGACUGAUGAAAAACCAAACAAAAAAAGGGACCUGUUUGAAGAAGCAAAGAGAUUAGACAUUUUAAUAAAAGACAAAACUGGAAGAACAUACAUGGUGCCAAACACUGCUUUUGAUGUCGCAAUGUUGGACUUCACCCACCCAGCAGCGAGUAGUUGGUUCAAGAAGAUUCUGCAUGAAAUGGUGGAUACUGGAAUAAGGGGUUGGAUGGCAGAUUUUGGUGAAGGAUUGCCUCUAGAUGCUUACCUAUACGCAGACGAAGACCCUAUUCAAGCUCAUAACAAAUAUCCUGAACUUUGGGCUAGAGUCAACAAGGAAUUUGCGGAUGAAUGGAAAUCGAACAGUCGUAUAGAGGGGAGAGAUCCAGAAGAAAGCCUGGUCUUUUUCAUGCGUGCAGGUUUUAGAGGUAAUCCCAAGUGGGCUAUGCUGUUUUGGGAAGGUGAUCAGAUGGUAAGUUGGCAAGCCAAUGAUGGAAUAAAAAGCAGCGUAACAGGCCUGCUCAGCAGUGGAAUUUCAGGUUUUGUCUUCAAUCAUAGUGAUAUAGGAGGCUAUUGUGCAGUAGAUAUGCCUAUUAUCAGGUAUCGGAGAAGUGAGGAGCUUCUCAUGCGAUGGAUGGAACUGAAUGCAUUCAGUGUAGUAUUCAGAACACACGAAGGAAACAAGCCAGCCUCAAACUGUCAGUUCUACAACAACAAGAACACAUUAUCUCAGUUUGCACGCUGUGCCAAGAUCUACCAAGCUUGGAAGUUUUACCGUAUUCAACUAGUAAAGGAGGCAGCAGAGAGAGGCAUGCCUGUUGCUAGACAUUUGUUCCUGCAUUAUCCAGAUGACAAGCAUGUGCAGAGCUUGACUUACGAGCAGUUCCUUGUUGGGACAGAGAUAAUGGUAGCACCUGUGCUAGACAAAGCCAAAAAGGAAGUCAAGGUUUACUUCCCUUCAGCAGCAGCAGAAGGUGGGUGUUCCUGGCAGCACAUUUGGACAGGAAAGAUCUUCACCGGGCCUUUCAAUCAUCCAGGGCAUGUGCAAGGGUACGAGGCUCGGGUUGAUGCUCCCAUUGGCUACCCAGCUGUGUUUGUAAAGCGUGGCUCUCAGAUUGGGGAAGAAUUUCUAAGUAACCUAAGAGCUCUUAAAGUUUUAUGAGCACUAGCUAAUUCAUUGAAGAAGAUUGUUCCAUUUUCAGAUUUAAGUUUUUGGACAGAAGACAGAUUGUGUGAGAAUUUAGAGAAGAUUAGGAGCAUUAGUAGGAUUUAAUUCAUAUGAAUGGAGAAGGUGAGAUUAUUUGAUGAAGGAAAUGAAGAAGAGAAGCUUGGAAGGCAUGGAGUCGACCAACGUUCUCCAAACUCACUUUAAGAG
Messenger RNA from Zingiber officinale, 3446 nucleotides. RefSeq names its product sulfoquinovosidase-like. Gene Ontology annotation, biological process: carbohydrate metabolic process. The transcript is spliced from 9 exons. The record is from RefSeq and is a predicted model, not a curated record. The coding region runs from base 378 to 3233 and encodes 951 amino acids. NCBI's taxonomy places the organism in Eukaryota, Viridiplantae, Streptophyta, Magnoliopsida, Zingiberales, Zingiberaceae. Gene Ontology annotation, molecular function: hydrolase activity, hydrolyzing O-glycosyl compounds; carbohydrate binding.